AUGCCUCCACCGCCUCACACUAGGCCCGAGAACGUCCUUAAACGGGCACAAGAGCUCAUUGCAGUCGAUCAGUCGACCGCUGCGCUUACUAUUCUCCACGAACAUGUCACUUCCAAACGAUCGAGAAAUAGCCCUAUUACUUCCUUAGAACCGGUGAUGCUUGCUUUCGUCAAACUUUGUGUGGAUCUCAAGAAAGGAAAGCUCGCAAAGGAUGGCUUGUACCAAUACAAGAACACUGCACAGAACACCAACGUGGGAACCAUCGAACUAGUUCUUAAAAAAUUUAUAUCCCUUGCUGAAGACAAAGUGAGCGAAGCUCAGGAAAAAGCGGAACAGAUACAAUCGACUCAGGACCCUGGCUCUUCGGGCGCGAAUGUGGAAGAUCUUGAAGCAAUCGAAACCCCGGAAUCAAUCCUGCUCUCGACGGUCUCGGGUGAACAGGCCAAAGACCGCACGGACAGAGCCGUUGUCACACCAUGGCUCAAGUUUCUGUGGGAGACUUAUCGUACAGUGCUAGAAAUACUGAAGAACAAUGCGCGAUUAGAGGUCAUGUAUCAAGCAACAGCCCUACUGGCCUUUGGAUUUUGCCAAAAAUUUGCGCGAAAGACCGAGUUUCGACGCCUUUGCGAACUUCUUCGGAAUCACGUCCAAAAUGCAGCUAAAUACCAGUCUCAGAUGCAUGCCAUCAAUCUCAGCGACCCUGAUACUCUGCAGCGUCAUCUCGACACCCGAUUCGAACAGCUUAAUGUUGCAGUAGAACUCGAAUUAUGGCAGGAAGCCUUCCGCAGCGUUGAAGACAUACACACACUGUUGAGCUUGAGCAAGCGACCGGCGAAGAACAUCAUGAUGGCAAAUUAUUAUGAAAAGCUCACUCGGAUCUUUCUUGUCAGCGAAAAUUAUCUCUUCCACGCUGCGGCUUGGAGCAGGUACUACAAUCUCCUUCGUCAGUCUGCCAGUAAUGUCAUGUCCGGUCAAAGCUCAAAAAAGGACAAUCCUAUCGUCACAGAUAGCGAUAUGGCCCGGGCAGCCUCGUUUGUCCUACUUUCUGCCCUAGCAAUCCCCGUCAUUAGUACUUCAAGGUCUAAGGGGGCUUUAGUUGAUUUCGACGAGGCCCGAAAAAACAAGAAUAAUCGACUAACCAACUUGCUUGGAAUGUCGUCCGCCCCAACCCGUACCAUCUUAUUCAAGGAUGCGCUCAGCAAAGGUCUCCUCAGACGUGCCAAGCCAGAGAUUCGAGAAUUGUAUCAGAUUCUUGAAGUUGACUUCCAUCCUCUUUCAAUUUGCAAGAAGAUAUCCCCCAUUCUCACGCAGAUUGGUGCUGACCCUGACAUGGAGAAAUAUGUUCUUCCUUUACAACAGGUCAUCCUUACAAGACUGUUCCAGCAGCUUUCCCAGGUGUAUGAGUCUGUGGAGCUCAAAUACGUUCAUCAACUCGCUCAAUUCCCGGAAUCGUAUCAAGUCACAACCAGUACGAUAGAGAAAUUCAUCAUGAAUGGUUGCAAAAAGGGCGACCUCGCUAUGCGAAUUGAUCAUACCACGGGUGUGCUUACGUUCGAUUCUGAUGUCUUCUCAUCUGCCAAGGCUUUACAUCCUAGCAGUGUUUCUGGCUUUGCAGAGGGAGACACUAGCUCCGUGCAGCGGCUGCAGCGUACACCGGCAGAGAUAGUCCGAUCGCAACUUACUCGUCUAGCUAAAACUCUCUAUGUGACCUGUCAGCACGUCGAUCCCGAAUUUAACGAAGCUCGUCAGCAGGCCAAAGCGGCGGCCCUCACCCGCGCAGCGGCUGGCGCAGAGCAGGAACAUCAAGAAACUUUGGCAAGGAGAGCUAUCAUAGAGAAAAAAAAGGAAUUGGCUUCAGACGCUCUGCAAAAGAAACAAAAGGAAGAAGAAACAAGGAAGCGGAUCAUCGCUCAGCAGAGGCAGGAAGCAGAGGCUCAGCGUUUGGCUGAAGAGCAUAAGGAGCGAGAGCGAAAGCGGAAGAAAGAGGAGCAAGAUCGUAUACGCCGUGAGAACAACGAGAAUGAGAUUAAAGACUUGCUCAAGAAAGGGAUCAACAUCGGCGACGUCGACGUGAAAGAUCUAGACAGUAACGGUCUCAGAUUGCUCCGGAUUUCGCAGCUAGAAAAAGAAAAGAAUGACCUCAAUAAGAAUCUGCGUGUCACUGGUAAACGAAUCGAUCAUUUGGAACGUGCUUUUCGGAAAGAGGAGCUCAAGCUACUGCCGAAAGAUUACGAAGCCCAGCGUCAACGAGAUCUUUCCGCGUAUGAGCAAACUAAAUCAGAGACUCUCGAAGAGACAGAAAGGAAGCAUAAAGAGGACGUAGCGUUGAAGCAUCGUCUCAGCCGGCUCUUGCCCACAUACGAGACGUUCCACAAGGAUCUCAAAGAGCGCCGCCAUGACGAAUUCGAGAAACGGCGAAAAUCUGCAGAUCGAGAAUACAACAACGCCAUUGAGAAACGAAAGCGUGAUCAUCGGGAGCAAAGAGCUCGUGAGGAAAGAGAGCGCGAGGAAGCACAAAGACAGGCACGGGAAGAAGAAGAGAGGAUCGUCAGGGAGGAAGAAGAAAAGGCAGCUGCGGAAGAGGAAAAGAAACGUCUGCAGGCAGAGGCGAAAGCUAAGCGGGAUGAAGAGCGAAGAGCACUGGACGAAAAGGCGGCCCUUCAACGCCAACGCGAGGCUGAAGCGGAGGCCAAGCUCCAAGCGAAGAAAAACGCCCUCUCCUCUGGCUCACGCAUUCCGGACCGCAGUGGUCCCAGUGGUCCCAGUCGGCCAGCCAUAGCCGAACGGACGGAAUCUUCGGAGCGACCAGUGGCGAGUGGACCGCCGCGCCUCAAUCUUGCGGGCAACAAGCCAACCUGGCGAGAACGCGAAGCUGCACGUGCUCACCAAGGAGGCGGGGCCCCUCCAUCAGCACCCUCUUCAGAUGUCGCAACCGAUGAAGUGCAGCUGCCGAAGAGAACUACCGGAUACGUCCCUCCUAGCAAGCGGGGUGGUGUGGAAAGCGGACUACCGUCACGUGGGCGACCUGAAGCUGCUGCUGCAAGAUCGACGCCUCGUGAAGAGACCUCCACUGAGCCAACAGCAAAAUGGCGCCCUAGCGUUCGGCAGGAUGGCCUAGGUCGUGAUGGUUCACCUGCGGAGGUUGCUCCUUCACAACGCUUCUUAGGUGGCCUCAGAGGCCCACAGGGUAGGGAUGUCUCCGCUGAUAGCUCCAGACCCGUUAGCUCUGAUGGAACUACGCGGACAGAAAGUCCAGCUGAGCCGCUCCGAAAGCCAGCGCCGGGCAAAUUUGUUCCCCCUCACUUGAGAAACAAGUAA
Messenger RNA from Bacidia gigantensis, 3318 nucleotides. It is a transcript of the gene TIF32, whose product is annotated as eukaryotic translation initiation factor 3 subunit A. Gene Ontology annotation, molecular function: translation initiation factor activity; mRNA binding. Bases 1 to 3318 code for a protein of 1105 amino acids. Gene Ontology annotation, biological process: formation of cytoplasmic translation initiation complex; translation reinitiation. The record is from RefSeq and is a predicted model, not a curated record. Lineage: Eukaryota; Fungi; Ascomycota; Lecanoromycetes; Lecanorales; Ramalinaceae. Gene Ontology annotation, cellular component: eukaryotic translation initiation factor 3 complex, eIF3e; multi-eIF complex; eukaryotic translation initiation factor 3 complex, eIF3m. The transcript has 4 exons.